Hypomesus transpacificus is the source of this 1778-nucleotide messenger RNA. It is a transcript of the gene cunh3orf38, whose product is annotated as chromosome unknown C3orf38 homolog. The transcript has 5 exons. The coding region runs from base 124 to 906 and encodes 260 amino acids. The record is from RefSeq and is a predicted model, not a curated record. Lineage: Eukaryota; Metazoa; Chordata; Actinopteri; Osmeriformes; Osmeridae.
CGUUCGGAUGAUUGUUUGGUGGGACUCACACGAGAAGACUCGAAUAUGUAUUUGUUAGCUAAAGCGUAGAGCAGCGCUGCUGAGGGUGUUUACUAUUUAAAUCUCUAUGUAGUAAGUUUAAAGAUGCAAGGUUUGACCAAUAUAGAGCGUAACGGCUGUAAAACAAUGUUGGGUCUUCUGUCAAAAGGAGACAUCUUGUCCCUUACUGACACAGUCACCAAUAAGAUGAUUGCUGCGGAGAGUGUCACAGAGGCUGUGGAGGCGAUUCUUUCAUACUCAAAUUGUGCAGAGGAACUGUUGAAACGAAAGAAAGUACACCGUGACGUCAUAUUCAAGUAUCUGGCAAAGGAAGGCGUCGUCAUACCCUCAAACAGCGAGAAACACCAGUUGAUCAAGAAAACAUUAGAGUUCUGGUCAAACGCUACAGUAAAAACUGAAAAGGUCGUCUUUAGUCAGAGCCCAGACACUGAAGCAGAGCAAAGGGUCUCAGUGACAGCUGAUGUUGCGGGGGAAGCUGUCUUUGAACCGUUAGCCUUGGCACGACAGUUCUGCCAAUGGUUCUACCAGCUCUUGAACAGCCAGAACCCCUCUCUGGGCCAGCCACCUCAAGACUGGGGUCCACAACACUUCUGGGAGGAUGUGAGGCUGUGCCUUCUCACCAGCAUCAAUGGGCAGCAGACGGAGGAGUUCCAUGGUUCUGAGCUGGCCAGUCUGCGCCUGUUAGCCUUGACCAGGGAUGAGAAGCUCCUCCUGAGCCCCAACCUGGAGCCCCAUGGCCUCAGGGCUCUGUCCUCCCCCCAUGGCCUGGUGUUGGUGGCUGUGGCUGGGACUAUCCACAGAGACAGAGCCUGCUUGGGAAUCUAUGAGCAAGUCUUUGGUCUCAAUUAUUGUAGUUGUUCUCACUGAAGAGAAAAAACACACAAAGAGAAGUCAAGUUUCAUUCAGUUUAAAAUUUGAAAUGUGUUCUCAUUAUUAAGGCUGUGGAUAACUAAGUUACACUCUUUCCAAAGAAAAUAUUUGCAGAACAUGACCUUAAGUUACCUUGCCAAAUUGCCACUGUUGGUGACGGUAUAUGCCUUAAAGUAUAUUACAAAACAGUAUGUGGACUGAAGUCACUUAAUGCUUUAGUGGUAAGAAAUUAAAUUCAUUGUAAAUAUGCACAAUACUUUAAGCUGAAAUAACACUGCUGAUAGCAUUACAAAAUAUAUCCAAAUAUGAAAAACAGCACUCCCAAUUACGUGCUUUCUUUCAGCUUAAGUUGGAUUGACAGUGAUUUUCCAAAAUGAUCAAAGGAGGAGAGCCAGCCUCGCAUUAUUGGCUUAAAAGUAGCAGGAUGUUCCAAAACAUGUAGUUUGACAUUCCACAACAGCACUGAGCUGUCUAUCGCUAAAUAUUUCUCAGAGGACCCCAUUAGCUUAUACACAAUGUUUAUAGCGGACAAAACCUUUAUUUUUUUACUGAAAAAAGCUUACGUAUUGUACAUUUACCGCCACAGUAAAUUCCGUGUCUGUGAAAACCUGCAUGGCAAUAAAAACACAUUCUGAUUCGGAUUUAAAUUUCAAACAAGUACAUGCUUUUGGAUUCAUUGCUGCCAUCUGCUGGUGAAAUACAUUGUCUGAUGUCAAAAGUACGUUGACUGAAUAACUUUCAGUUCCAUUUCUUAUACUUCAGAGUAAAACAAAAGCUACAGUUUCCAAGCUUAUUUCAAUAGCAAAUCAAUUGGAAUAUCAGAGUGCUUCACAUUUACAAGAUCAGAGUGCUGCGAUUUUUUGUCUUGA